Molecule: messenger RNA, 417 nt
Organism: Recurvomyces mirabilis
Lineage: Eukaryota; Fungi; Ascomycota; Dothideomycetes; Mycosphaerellales; Teratosphaeriaceae
Exons: 1
Coding region: 1-417 (138 amino acids)
Source: RefSeq, a predicted model, not a curated record
AUGACUGCUCCCGCCUCAGGCGCCAUCUUUGUCCUCGGAAUCAAGCUCACGACACUACCGCCUCACCUUGAAGCUACAUACGGAAGCCUCAAGCAGAUCGGAGCCAAAGUGACAGAGGAUCUCGAGCGCUGUCAUCGCAAUGGCUUCCCAUGCACUUUACGGGUCAUCGAUCCUCAGGACGUCGACGGCUCAGUCUCCGCCUUCGCAUCGGAGCUUAAAGCCAGCGGCAACAAGUAUGAGGCCGUGAUCUUUGGUGCAGGCAUAAGAACACAUACAGAUCCUAUACCUUUUGAACGAGCAAUUGCAACUGCCCGACGAACUCUGAGGCCGGAUGUGCCCGUACUGUUCAAUGAUGGGCCGGACAGACAUGCAGCGGCCAUCGAGAGACAUUUCGGUGUGAAGUUUGAGCAAGAUUAG